AUGGCGGACGCCGGCGACGACAGCAGGGCGCUGGUGCCCGCGCGUCCCCGCGCCUAUGCUGUGGCGCCGCUGCGGACGCGGACUCCGCCGCUGAGGCAGAAGUGGGAGGUGGAGUACGCGCGCUACUUCGGCACGCCGCGGCGGGAACCCUCCGCGCCGCCGCCCCCCGGGCUCCGCCACAUUACCCGGGGCAUCCAGCGCCACCAAGGCACCUGGCUCCCCGCGUCAUCCCCCGCCGCGCUCUGCAUCUCCUGCCCCACCCUCCCCUCCGCGGUCCCCGUCCUCACCGUCUCCAUCGGCGACGUUGUCUUCGAGGAGCACUUUGUGUCGAUUCUCAACUUUUCAUGGCCUCAGGUUACUUGUGUGACGCAGUGCCCCAUCAGAGGUAGCAGGGUGGUGUUCAUGAGCUUUUGUGAUAAGUCUAGACAGAUCCAGAAGUUUGCUGUACGUUUCCCACAGCUAUGUGAUGCAGAGUCGUUCUUAAAUUAUGUGAAGUGUUCAUGCGAAACCAUGGACAUCAUACCAUCUGGAAGUGAUUAUGUGUGUGAAGAUUCAUCAGCAUCUGAAUAUAUUGCUUCUAAUGGACUUCACCACAGGCCUGAUGAUGCUUCAAGCUUUGAGGAGCAAGCUUCUGAUCACAUGAUAGAGGCACCAACAAUGAGCUACCAUGAGGAACCGGACCUGCCUGUUAUUGAACCUCUCAGUGGUAGCAACACUAAUUACAGCUACUCUGGUUUCCCUCCUAGUUUCAGUCAAAUGCUGACAAAUUGUUCAACUGAGAACGCACAAGAUACUGAGGAACCUUAUCCAGUGGGUACAACAAAUCAUGCCCCUCAAGAGGUAUAUGCACUGGAUACUUCUCAUGAUGUUGCCACUGAAGAAAUGACUGCUGAUAAAGGAACAGAUGCUGGUGAGGAAAUUGAUACCAGUAUAUUAACAGGUGACAUAAUGACACGGAUAAAGACAUAUAUGGCUGAUGACUCCUUUAAUGAUAUGUUGUUCAAGCUUGAGAAAGUCAUUGAUGAACUUGGUGGUGACAUGUCGCUGUAGAUAGCAAAACCUCUUCUGUGCUGGAGGAAGGCCUUAAUUUGUCUCUGGUCAUAUAUACUAUGUAGUAGUUCACCUAGUGUCCAUUGCAACUACUGCGCCUGCCAAAAACAUCCAUGUCUGUUCACGGAUGCGUAAGGAAAAAUACGAAGUAUGCACUUCUCUAGCUACCUACA
Molecule: messenger RNA, 1223 nt
Organism: Panicum hallii
Lineage: Eukaryota; Viridiplantae; Streptophyta; Magnoliopsida; Poales; Poaceae
Product: protein POOR HOMOLOGOUS SYNAPSIS 1
Exons: 10
Coding region: 1-1050 (349 amino acids)
Source: RefSeq, a predicted model, not a curated record